AAAGAAAGUGUCAAUCGGUAUUGUGAAUGACUCGUAAAGACUUUCGAUUGUUUCUUCUUCGCUGUUUAGAAUUGCUGUGGUGUACAGGUAAAGAUGGAAAUAAGGUGACUACAGUAGUGGCGACGCCUGGCCAAGGGCCAGACCGGCCUUUGGAAGUAUCAUACACUGAUACGAAAGUCAUUGGCAAUGGAAGUUUUGGUGUUGUCUACCAAGCAAAGCUUUGCGACACCAAUGAAAUGGUGGCUAUUAAAAAAGUUCUCCAGGACAAAAGGUUUAAGAACCGAGAAUUACAAAUAAUGAGGCGCCUAGAACAUUGUAACAUAGUAAAGUUGAAAUACUUCUUCUAUUCUAGUGGAGAUAAGAAAGAUGAGGUGUAUUUAAAUUUAGUAUUGGAGUAUAUUCCUGAAACAGUGUACAAAGUCGCCAGACACUAUAGCAAGUCUAAACAAACCAUACCCAUUAGUUUCAUUAAGUUAUACAUGUACCAGGUGAUGAGGAGCUUAGGCUACAUUCAUUCAUUAGGCAUCUGUCAUAGGGACAUUAAACCUCAAAACCUUCUUCUCCAUCCAGAAUCAGGAGUUCUUAAACUGUGUGACUUUGGAUCUGCAAAACAUCUAGUUAAAGGAGAACCGAAUGUAUCUUACAUUUGUUCAAGAUAUUAUAGGGCUCCUGAACUUAUUUUUGGGGCUAUUGACUACACCACCAAAAUAGAUGUUUGGAGUGCGGGAUGUGUUCUUGCUGAAUUGUUACUUGGCCAACCAAUUUUUCCUGGGGAUUCAGGAGUCGACCAGUUGGUAGAAAUAAUUAAAGUUCUUGGUACUCCAACAAGGGAACAAAUUCGGGAAAUGAAUCCCAAUUACACAGAAUUUAAGUUUCCUCAGAUCAAAUCCCAUCCUUGGCAAAAGGUAUUUAGAGCCAGGACACCUCCCGAAGCAAUUGAACUUGUUUCACGAUUGCUUGAAUAUACCCCAAGCUCCCGUAUCUCUCCACUUCAGGCUUGUGCUCAUGCCUUCUUUGACGAACUUCGAGACCCAACUACUUGUUUGCCGUUGGGUAGGCCGCUUCCUCCUCUCUUCAAUUUUACUGAACAAGAAAAAGAAUUGAACAAACAUCUCUCAUAUCCUGGAGAUUUCAGUUGUUGAACUUCAAUGGCACAUGAAGGAUUUCUAAUUGUUUUAAAAUAAAACUUAAAACUUUGGACAAAUGUUUGUGAAUUAAGUAAUGAAAUAAUUUUUUAAAUAACUUCUCGGCUGUGGAAAUUUGUAUAUAUUUUUAUGAAAGUGAAAAAAUAAAUGCUUAUUUCAGCUUAUCUUUUUAUUUGUUAGUAAUCUAAUAAUUGAUUGUGUUUCACACUUGAUUACAGGAACUUAUCCAGAGUAAUACCAAUGUUUAUGAUGUAUAUGUAUAAUUAAUGGAUAUUAAUGAUAGUUAAAUGAUUCUUGUUGUUAAUUGAUGUUGAUUUAUUUUGGGAAUAAAAAUCAUUAGAUCAUAAUUGUAUAAUUGUGCUUGUACUCUUACAUUUAAAUAUAUAAUGCAUUCAGUGGUUA
This is a messenger RNA of Nezara viridula (southern green stink bug), 1547 nucleotides long. The record is from the annotation of a GenBank genome assembly. Lineage: Eukaryota; Metazoa; Arthropoda; Insecta; Hemiptera; Pentatomidae.